CAGUUGCCAUGGUUAACCGGCAGAUUUGACAGCCGGCACGGAGACAGUGGGAGGUUAGACGGAGCUGAGAAGGUAAGGAUGGGAGAGAGGGCGCAGCAGGAGAUAAGAAGGACAGACAUUGCACCCAUUGCAGACAGCAGGCAGCAGGCAGCAGACAGCAGGGCCUUGUGUGCCUAUCCUUACCAUCAUAGGAGCUGGGAUCAUGCUGCACCUUGUAUGGAACACAGUGUCAUAUGUAUCAUUACAGCAACAUUCUACUAAUAUAAAAAUAUACAGUAUUUUAUAUGUCUAUAUAUUUUGUAAUUCUUUAUUUAAAGACAAGAUAUGUCACAUUACAUUGUGCCACAUCUCAAGAAAAAAAACAUGCAUACAAUUUCUAUAUUUUAACGUAGGAACAAUAAGAGAGAGAGAAAAAAAAUCAAAACAGUAUUCUCUAAGUAUCAAUACCAAUCAGAGUCAAGACAGGCCUACAUAGCCUUUCUAUGUAUAUGACCCACCAUUUGUAGAUAGUUGUAGUAAUGACUAGAGAUCAGGGCAACUCAUUUAUUUUACCUUCUAAGCAUUAAGCAGAGCAUAAUUGCUGUGGAAUUGUAUCAUCCCAUAUAACUCACUAUAUUCAUGUGCUCAUUUCCAUUCCAUAUUUAUCAAUUUAUCAAUAGAAUGUAUGCAUCAUAUCAUUUUCGCUCUUAUUUGUAUAAUGUGUGUUAUCCAUUUUUUAAAAUUCUUUUUAAAGAAAUAAAUGAAGACAUUAUUUGUGUACAUUAACAUGUUUUAUUGAUAUUAUCGCACUUUAUAUCAUUAAAACUUCACUUAAAAUAUAUGUAAAGGAGUAUCUUUCUUCAAAUCCUUAUUCGAAAAAGCUUGUGCUUGGUACAUUGAAAGCAAUGCAAGCCUUCAGAUUUAAAACACUAGGCAUACUAGGAAUGAGCUACAGGAUGGAUAAAAAUUGGUAAGCCAAAAACACAGCUUGUUGCUGGUACAGGCUAAUAAAAGAAUUGUUUAGCUAACAAAUGAAUGACCAAUAGUUUAAAUAUUUACUUGUCAUCAGACGAUAUUAUUGGAAAUCGAAAAGAACAGGCAUAUAGUAUACAUGUAUUUUUCUUUUUUAAAAAGGGAACCUUGGUGAAUAGGAACAUAAUAUAUAUCAUAGAAUGGUUUAAUUAUAUGUAAGGUAUUAUAUGGUUAAUACAUGCAUUUGUAAAGAAAAUUUAAAGGAACACUAGUGUCUGAAAUACAAACAAAUAUUGCUGACAUUACGGUGCUGAAAUGCAGGAGAGUAAAGGUGAUUUUAUUAUUAUAUUUAUAUAGCGCCCUCAAAUUCCGCAGAGUUUGCAAUGGGUGGACGAACAGACAUGUAGUUGUAACCAGACAAGUUGGACACACAGGAACAGAGGGGUUGAGGACCCUGCUCAAUGAGCUUACAUGCUAGAGGGAGUGGGGUAAAAUGACACAAAAAGGUAAGGAUAGUAUUAGACUAGUGACAGUUGCAGAAGAGGAAUUAGUCAGGAGCUAUUAACAGUUUAAUUGAUACGCUUUUAUGAAGAAGUAGGUUUUUAACGAUUUUUUGAAGGAGUGGAGACUGGGUGAGCAUCUAACGGAGGAGGAAAGCGAGUUCCACAGGAACAGUGUAGCCCUCGAGAAAUCUUGAAGGUGAGCAUCAGAGGUGGGAGUACAGACAGAAGAUAGACAUACGUCUUCAGCAGAUCGUAAGGGCCUAGACGGGACAUACUUGUGUUUAAGGGAGGAUAGAUAGGUGGGAGCAGCAUUAUGUAGAGAUUUGAAAGCAAGAACCAGAAUUUUAAAUUGAGCUCUAUAUUUUCUAAGAAGCCAAUAUAGGGACUAACAGAAGGGUGAGGCAUGGGAGGUGCGGGCGGACAGGAAGAUGUGCCUCGCUGCCGCAUUCAUUAUGGACUGUAAUGGAGCAGGUUUGGAGCACGUAAGACCACUGAGAAGCGAAUUACAGUAGUCAAGGUGAGAAAGGACAGUGGAAUGGACCAACACGUAAGUCGCAUCUGGUGUUAAGUAGGGCAGAUGCGCGCAAUGUGUUUGAGGUGGAAAUGACAGGAUUUGGAGAUUGAACAUGAGGCUUGAAGGAGAGGUCGGAGUCAAAGAGAACACCUAGGCAGUGAGCCUGCGUGGUGGAGCUGAUGGUAGCACCGGUGACUUGGAGGGAGACAGACACAGGAAUAACAACACUGGAGGGAGGAAAGACCAGAAUUUCAGUCUUGGUCAAGUUUAGUUUAAGGAAGUGGGCAGCAAUCCAGUUAGAAAUACCAGAGAGGCAGGCAGAUACACUUGUCAAGAGGGACGGGGGGAGAUCAGGAGAGGACAGGUAGAUUUGCGUGUCAUCUGCAUAAAUGAUAUUGGAAGCCAAAGGAGCUAAUGAGUUUACCAAGGGAGGCAGUAUAGAUGGAGAACAGUAGGGGACCAAGGACUGAACCUUGGUGGACACCAACAGAAAGGAGUUGGGGAGAAGAAGCAGAGCCAGAGCCAGAGAAAGAAACACUGAAAGAGCACUGGGAGAGGUAGGAGGAGCACCACGAGAGAGCAAUAUCUUGUAGACCGAUAUUGCAGAGGAUGAGAAAAUCUGUUGAUGAUCAACAGUGUGAAAAGCAGCAGACAGGUCAAGGAGAAUUAGGAUAGAGUAGUGACCAAGAGAUUUUGCAGCGAGUAGAUCAUUGGAUAUUUUACUCACCUUUUCUCCCACUCCACGGCUGGCCCUGCUUUUGUGGCUAAGAUCACCACUUUUGAAGGUCUCUGUCAAUCUAAAGCUUUCCAGUAGUGCCAAUCAGCAUUUCCGCAUAGAGAUACAUUGAAUCAGUGCAUCUCUAUGGGGAGUGUUCAGGACCUCCAUGCAGGGAGUGAAGACGCUAAACGCCAGUGCUGCUCACUGUGCAGCAAUGACACAGGAAGCGCUUCUGGUGGCCCUCUAACUGCCAUAGGAUGUGUCACUGGUCAGCAAUGUAAACACUGACUUUUCUCUGAAAACACAGUGUUUGCAGUGCUAAGGCUGCAGGGCCAUGCUAUAAACCGGUGGCGGUGUUUUGAGAAAUUUUAGGUGACUAAUAAUUUAUGCAACUAAAAUGUAAUUUAGAAGAAGAACAAUGUAUCUUACUGACACAGAUUGAUUUCUAAACAUAUUUAUGGUAACUUAAAGACACAUUACUGUAAGUAUUAUUGCUGUGGCGGUCUGUUAUACACUCAUACAGACCAACAAUAUGGAGCUCCAAGAAAAGAGUGUCAGAGGGAUCUGGGCCCAGAAUAGGGACUGACACCCAUAACAGGGACACUUAGGAGGUAUGCAUUAUUUAGAGAACUAGAAAAAGAUUAAGUUAAUAGGAAAAUGGCUUCCAGGGCAUAAACCCAUGAGAAAAGGAAAAAUGUAACAAAUUAUACCACUGCAGAGAAUUAAUGAAAAUAAUGAGUACAAAAUCUUAUCGUCCUAAGUCUUCAUAUAAAUCGUUUCAUGGAAAGCGAGAGUACUAAGAAUAUUGGAAGAUUUAAGAAAACUAGCCUUUAUUCAACAGAAUUGGGAAAAUGGUGUAAUGUUAGAGAGGAGGAAACUAAAUGGUGCACUUAAUACAAUUCCAUCUUAUUUUUUAUGUAGACAGGAUCGGAGAUAUCAAGUUCUUAUUGUGACCUUGAAGAUGGCCAAGGACAAAAACAGCAGGCAAGUUUUAAUGUUAUUUUGAUAAGGCGGGUAACUUUCAUGUAUGUUUAUAGAAGUGGAAAAUGUUCUACAUACAGUAUAAAUCCUGCAGGUUUUAAGAGAAUCCGCCAGUGAUUGCAUUGUGAUCAACUUCAAUUCUGAACAAUUAACAGUUUUAACUUGUACAUAAUCACAGUAGGAUUUACAGAAUAUUUAAGAUAGACAGAACUGCAGCUGGGCUGCAUUCAGAAUUUUGUUUUUAUUUAUGUAAAGGAAGUUACAUUUAAAACUCAGAGAGAAACGUGAUUUAUAAACUAGCAGAAGUACCCUCUGAUCACACAGACUAAACUAAAAUCUGGUUGCAUUUUGAGUGCAAUAUUUACAAUUAUGUGGGUGGAAGUGUCAAACUUUGGUAAAUGUAUGGUAUUGAGACAUUGGGGGAUCUUGGGGUGGAGGGAGGGGUUAUAAGGGCUUCUUAUUAGGAGUCAGGAACAUUUAUGUCUGGCCAGCAGCAACUCCAUUACAUGUGAAGAGUGUGUGUGUGUGUGUGUGUAUAUAUAUAUAUAUAUAUAUAUAUAUCUGUUUAUCUAAUUCAAGCGUGGUUGUCUGUAUGUGAGUGUAGAUAUUUGCAUUUGGGUAUAUUUAUUAAUCUGUGUAGGUGUAGAUAAGGGUAUUUGUUAUUUUAUCUUAGUUUUUUUUUUUUUUUUUUGAGUAUCUGUAUUUGUGUAUGUGUCCAUUUUCUAAAGAUGAAAUUUGACAGUGCGUAUCUUGAAUUUGGGCUCUGGAUUUGCUCCAGUGUGAAGAAAGGUGAAAAUAUCAUUAUGCUUACUCAGAAAGUGCUAGGGUGGCAAAUAUGUGUAGAUCUACUUUGAAGCAAAGUAGCAGGUAACAUUUUUAUGGGCUACUGUGCAAAAAUCCCUGUUCAAAAGUGUAGGCACCUGUACCUUUAAGUCCUGAGGACGAAUCAGAGUUUAAGUAAGAAGUCGUUACUGGCCGAAGUCUGAUUUUCCAUUCAUACCACAUACUGACCUUUUAAGUGUGAAUUCAAUUGGAAUCUCCAGUGUGAAGCUGAAUAUAGUAGGAACUUGCAAAAUAUGAAAUUGGCAGUGUAUUUUCACAUAAGUUCUUUAAAUAGAGAGUGUCAGGAUAACUCAAGUAUAAAGUUAGCAAGCACGCCCCGGACGCUAAAAAAUAUAUGUUGGCGUGUUCCUUUAAGCACUAAUGCAUUCUUGUUAUCAUACUGCCUGGAACUUGUACUAUGAUCUUUCAUUAAUGCUUCAAAGAUGAAAAUCCAAGCACACUAUCCAAUUGAAAAGCAUUCCUGCAGCGGCACAGUAGGUUCAAUGAUAGCAUGGGAGUGUUUCAUGCUACUGUAAAAAUGAUUAAUGACAAGAAAUAUUUAAUAUUAGACAACUAGACAAUCACAAGGAGUGGUUAGGAAUGUAUGAUCAGUUGGCUGUGUAUCUAGAAACCUCUACUCUUGCCAAAAAGCAGAUUAAAGAUGUUGGACUGUGUUUGCACUUAUCAUUGAAUAAUACACACACAUUCAGUCAUGCAAACUCACAUGCUGACUCUGGAAUCAACUUGUAACGUUUGGCUGUAUGGCAGCUACCACAUGCGGGAUAUAACUUGUGCCAUGUGGUCUUUAUAUUGAUGCAACAUCAGAGAAAUAAUAGAUCAAUUCAAAUGUGUUCUAUGCUCUCUUCUAGUACAUAAGCUAUUGUUAUAGGGUAUAUAGAAAAAUCGAAUGAAAUCUAGAAAACAGACCUUUAUUCUGGCAGGCUUAAAGACCUGGGCUCAACCCAAAUAAUUAUUGAUAAAUAAACUAAUCCGAGCACUUAAAGGGACACUCCACGGCCCAAAUUCAAAAUGAAUGAAAACGCACUGUUUAGUAGAUAUACCACAAAUGAAAACUUGCAUACAUUUAAGAAUGAAAAGCUGCAUAUCUCUUAUCUGCUGCCCUUGCAAGCCCUCCACUCUUGCUGUGACUGUCCAAUCACAGACUCAAUGAGAUGUCUUUGCUUUGGGAAAUUGCUGCCUCUCGAGUUCAGUGCGAAUGAGCUAAACAAACCAGGAAGUAACCGGACCUGCUGUCUGCUUGAAAAGCCAGGGGGGUGUAACCAGUAUAACUUUAUAAAAGUGUCAAUUUCUAUUGAAAUCUGCACUAUUUCCAAAAUGAAAAAGGGUACAUUCUGCACACAUAAAGCUUGUCAACAAGCUAAAGUGCUCUAAGGAUCUGGAGUGUCCCUUUAACAGCACUUGAAGAAUUGUCUUUCAUUAGAACAUGUUGGACAUGAACUAGAUCAUCAUAUUGAUUCUCUGAGGUUGAAUUACUUAGAAUGCUCAUUUCAAAGGCAUUGCCCAUUUUUCUAUUAUUUAUGCCAAUCAUUGAUUCUAGUGUUUUUAAUAUGCAUUUAGUGAUAUUUUUACUCUAAACAUCAUCUAUGCCAUCUCCUAAUUAGCUCCCUGACAAACUGUAUACUCUGCCUCUUGAGUAAGUCUUUCUCCUCAGAAGCACUUAUAGCGUUCCUUGCUAGCUAUAAGAGUGCUUUGUCUCCACUUCCCACACAAGAAUGCAAUGACAUCAUGAUGCUGUGUGAGGCUUCGAGCUCACAGCACAAAAGAUUUACACUGUAGCAGCUUCCCUGCAGAGCACACUACUGUUUAUUAGAUUGUGUGUUCAAUAAUUAAUUCAUUAAAAAAAAAAUUAAUUAUCGCUCAGCUUGGUCCCUCUGCAUUAUUGAUAUAUGCUUAGAUCCAUCUCCGUGUGUAAGCUAGCUAGGUCUGAUUUUUCUGCAUUGGUAUGUGCUUAGAUCCAUCUCAGUGUGUAAUCUAGCUAGGUCUGAAGUGUCUGCAUUGGUAUGUGCUUAGAUCAGUCUCACAGCUCAGUUCCACCUCCUUUACUCACAUGCUAUGUGAAAAAAGGAUGGGAGGAAGACUGUUUAGGGCCUCUCUCCAUUAUUUUCCACUACUGGAACCUGCACCUAUGCAAAGCAUGUGUGUUGACAGCAUUGUGGGUGAUGUAGUUCCCCUAAAUCUUAGAUUCUGGUUGUGUAACUAACUCCUCAUUAGAAAUGGGGAGCAGCACAAGUACAAUUGUUAUUAUAACCAUAUACAUAAUAUCUGAUUUAACCAUUAACUGUUCAUCCUUUAUAUUGAGAGUAGGCUAGAAAUCACUUGGUUUAAGUAUUUUUAAGAUGUUUGUUGCAAUACGAUUUUGCAUAUCUUUUUCACCAGUCUGAGUGUAUUUCUUUUUCUGCAGCAGUCUUCAUUUGCUGGAUCUACCCUGGGAAGAUGUGUUAGUCCCACAUAUCCUUUCGUAUUUACCAUUAAGACACAUUCUCAGCCUCCAAAGGGUUAGCAAACCUUUCCAGUCUCUAGUGCAACUCUAUCUGGCCAAUUGCCGUUGGUUUGACUCCACUCAGGUAAUUCGAUAUUUUUUUUCCUAUACUUUUUUUAAUGAAAAUUAUGAAACAGAUUGCGCAAGGUGAUAUUUAGGUUAAGUAUAAUAUUGUUAAUUUUCUACUGUAGUGGUGAAAUCAAUAUAUAUAUAUUCAUGGAGCAAAAAGUAACAGAGAUGGUUGUAAAGGAGGGAAUGAGAAGGUGGGCUUAUGAAGCAGACAGAAUGAUCAGAGAAACCCAGGGCUUUUGUGAUUAACGUCACCACUCACUCCUUACCUGUCUUGAUAAUCUGGAAUUUAAACAUCUGCAUUAUUAUCAGUUCUGUCUAAUGUAGACGGCAAAGAUAGGCUUAGAGCAGGUUAGCAGAAAAUGAGGAAUACAUUUACAAUGAGGCUAGAGUAUAAAAAGAUGGCUUUAUGACAAGUGAAAAAAGGAUGAUUCAUUGGAAACAGAUCUUUAUGGUGCUCGCAUGUAGAAAUUUAGUAACAUAGUAUUAGAGGUUGAAAAAAGAUGAAAGUUAAUUAAGUUCAACCUUUCACAUGACUCUUAAUUGGUGUUGAUCCAAAAGAGGCAAAAAUCAAAUUUUUCCACAGAUUAAAGGACCACUAUAGUGCCAGGAAAACAAACUCGUUUUCCUGGCUCUAUAGGGUCUUUAGGUCCACCCCACCCUCAGGGUCCCACUCCCGCCGGGCUCUAGGGGUAGGAAGGGGUUACCUUUCUCCAGCGCUGGGCUCCCUCGGCGCUGAGGACUCUCCUCCCUUUUCCAACAUCAUUGGCUGAAUGCGCAUGCGCGGCUCAAUGCUUUCCUAUGGACACUGGUGUCUUCUCACUGUGAAAAUCACAGUGAGAAGCGCGGAAGCGCCUCUAGCGGCUGUCAAUGAGACAGCCACUAGAGUCUGGAUUAACCCUAAUGUAAACUGCUAUGUUUACAGCAGGCAGGGUUAACCCUAGAUGGUUCUGGCACCCAGACCACUUCAUUGAGCUGUAGUGGUCCUUUAAGGAAAACAGGUUCUUCUUGACUCCAGUAUAGCAGUCAGAUUUCUCCUUGUAUUAACAAGCUGAUAGAUCUAAAUUGAACAUACUUUGACAGAGCUUUUUAUACCAACAAAACCUGAGAAACAGGAAGGUGGCUCCAGAAUACAUCAUCUGUAGAAGUAAAGCUAGCUGAGUUAGUGGUCUCGAAAUGUUAAGAGAGCUUUGGGGUGUUACAAGGGAGAGAUAUGAAAGGAAAUUCUGUAAAUAUUGAGAGUUAUGGCAGUAGAUCCAGAGAAAUACUGAAAUCUUAUGAGUGGUAUUUUCAUAAUAACUUGGCACAUAUGCCACCCUCUCGUUGGCAUUCUUACCCACUUCACUAUGUCACAUCUGAGAAACAUAGAGAAUAUAAUCAGGGAAAUCCCUGCUUCCCUUUAUAAAAGCAUUAAUCUGCAUUUUCUGUAAAAUACAGUGGUCCCAUCUGGCAAGGAGAGCGCUAAGAGUUCCGGAAAAAUGUUUACUCAUUAACAGAGCAAGAUAUAUGUAGGCAUGUAUUUAUCUAUUUACAUUGUCAGCCAAUUUGCACAUUGUUUUUGUGAAACAUUAUAAAUGUUUUAUAAUACAUGUUAUGUCAUUUAAAGUAAACCUUACAAUCCUUAGAAGAGUGGUGAAGGCCGUGCAUUUCUGACCGUAAAUGGAAGGCUUCAGUAAAGUAGUUAGGGUGAUGUAUUUUUAGCUCCGCCAAACUGUGUACACACAAAUGUAUACCUUUUUUAUGUAUUCAACAGAAUUAUCACAUUAUGAUUAUGUCACUGAACAGUUUAUUUUGAAUCUAAUUGCAGAUUUCUAACCAUAAUAGCUGAGUGGGGAAAAAUGUCUACUUUGGCAAUUGUGGCUUUUACCAGUCUGAAUUCUACUGUACCUAAUUAGGAAAAACCAUCUGCUUGUGAGGGGACAUUCGGACUACAAGAUCCAGACAUUGAUCACACAAUUUAUCAAUGUCCAGAUUUUGCAAUUCUGUCUCCAAAGGAGACCAUAUUUCAGCCUGUCUGAAUGCUGUCAGGCAGUGCAAAGCAAAUCUGGCCCUGGAGUGUAAAAACUAUUUUGCCCACUGCCAUCAUGAAUAUAUUUCAAAAUAAUCCUUGGCACACUGAAAGUAAAAAAAUAAAAGGGUAUGUGUGUAAAUAUGACCUCUUUUAACUGUAGGGAGGUAUAUUUCCUUCCUUACACCCUAAUCCAACAUGCCGCUCAACAAUUAAUGCCCCAGCAGUGCUGUCACUAAAAAACAAAACAAACAAAAAAACUGUACCUGCACAGUCACUAAAAAGGCCCUAUUCCAUUGAUUAGAAUAAUAGUGUCAACUGGAUUUUGCUUUCGUAAAUAUAAGCAAUUUAGUGAAUAACACUGACAGUAUUUGAGAAAAUGUGAAUUUGUGGAGAAUUACACGGAAAUUGAAAAAGGGGAAAAAAAUUGUCAAAACCCCAAAGCUGGAAAAGAGAAUUGUUGUUUUUCCCCCAAUUUAACUACGUUGGGCAAAUAAUUGCACUUCAUUGUUAAAUUCUCCACCAGUUCACUGUGUAGUGAAUAAUCUUGAUAGUAAAAAUCUGUACAAAGGAUCAGCGCUAAUAUACUAGAUCUUACAGAGAUAAAUAUAAGGCAGCACACCUGAAAAAUAGGGCUUCCUCACAGGCCCUGUAGAGUAGACAAAACUAAAAAAGGUGAAGGGGGAGGCGGCGCCACAGGUGAAAAAAAACCUGAUUUAUAAACUAUACAAGCAUAUAUAUAAGACACUAUAUAAGAGAAAAUACAUACAAGAUAAAAAAACAAAAAGAGUUUGAAAUAUGGAUAAUAAUCAAGAGUCCAAAAAGUAAGUCCAAAAGAGUAUAUGCCUGAUAAGUACAGCAAAAAGUCCAAGUAAAACCUUGUAUAAGACGUCAAUCACAAUCUUGUCAGGGGAAGUAUUCCUCAGUAAGAUAUGGGCAUGGGAUAUUCGUGAGAUCCGUAUGAAAAAAUAAAAAGAAAGCAAGUAAUGGUGCAGUAUAUCUCAACAGGUACUAAGUACUAUUUUUUUAAGAGGUCCAUAUGGUCCUACUCACGUUUUCCAGAGCUAUAAGACUAGCUCUAGUGUGGUUGGCAUACAGUGGUACAAUCCCCAAUUAUGGGAUACAUGAAGUUUUGUAGUAGAUGGAUAUCUUGUUGAUAUAAGGACCAUAUGAAAUAUAAAAGAAACCAUAACAGUGCUUAUUGUAUAAAAUCCAAUGGUGAAAUAAUAAAAUACCAAGUGGUUGCUCACAUUUUAUUGAGCAGGCAGACUGCUCAAUGGAUAAAGCUCGAGUGCUAUAAUCCCCACCAAGGAUUCUUUGAAGUAAAAUUCUCACUGGAACUAAUAAUAAUCUUGAUAGUGUCAAUAGGCCUAUGAUUUUGAUAUCUAACACUUUUAUAGAAUGUGUAUACAUCCAAAUGUUACUACUGCUUCAUGAUAUGAUGAUUUAAAGGGACACUAUAGUCACCAGAACAACUACAGCUUAAAGGACCACUAUAGUGCCAGGAAAACAAACUCGUUUUCCUGGCACUAUAGUGUUAAUAGGUCCCCUCCACCCUCAUGGAACCCCUCCCGCCGGGCUCUAGGGGGAGGAAGGGGUUAAAUGCUUACCUUUCGCCAGCGCAGGGGAUUCUCCUCCCUCUUCCGACGAAUGUGCAUGCGCGGCUAGAGCCGCGUACGGCCCUAAUCAGUCCAUAAGAAAGCAUUUCUCAAUGCUUUCCUAUGGACGCAAGCUUCUUCUCACUGUGAAAAUCACAGUGAGAAACACGGAAGCGCCUCUAGCGGCUGUCAAUGAGACAGCCACUAGAGGCUGGAUAAACCCUAAUUUAAACAAAGCAGUUUCUCUGAAACUGCUAUGUUUACAGCUGCAGGGUUAACCCUAGAUGGACCUGGCACCCAGACCACUUCAUUGAGCUGAAGUGGUCUGGGUGCCUAUAGUGGUCCUUUAAUGUAGUUGUUCUGGUGAGUAAAAUCAUUCCCUUCACGCUUUUUGUUGUAAACCCUGUCUUUUCAGAGAAAAGGCAGUUUACAUUAUAGCCUAUGGACACCUCCAGUAGCCACUCCUCAUAUAGCUCCUGGAGGUGCUUCAUGGGGCAGUGUGCAGCACUGCCAUUCAGUGUCUCCACUCUCUUUAUGGAGACACUGAACUUUCUUCAUAGAGAUGCAUUGAUUCAAUGCAUCUCUAUCAGGAGAUACUGAUUGGCCAGGGCUUUGUUUGGUUUGUGAUGGCUCUGCUGCCUUGGCAAUCUCAGCCAAUCCAGUGGGUAAACAUUGUGAUUGGCUGAGAUUAUCACUUCUGAUGAUGUCCGCCAAGGAGGGAGAUCAGAGACAGAACAAGCAGCAGCAAAUUGGCUUACUAUAUUUAGGAGGGCAAGGGGGGAGGGAGGCCCAGAUGGUGUUUUUAACACUAUAGGGUCAGAAAUAUCCUGACCCUAUAGCGUUCCUUUAAGCAGAACUGCAUGCCAUAAUAGACACAAUGCAAUGAAACACUUUGCUUAUCAAUGAUUAAAGUAUUUAUCGAAUAGAUUUAUAUUGGCUUUAAUAUUAGAAUUACAACAUACUACGCUGUCCGUUCAGUUCUUCACGCAUUGUAUCAUCUUUAUUUUUUCUGCAGAAGGAACACUACCUAUAGCUUUUCCACCACCUUCCUUUUAUGAUGUUUCUUUAUUUUUUGUUUUACAGCUUGGAUCACAAUUACCCAAGAGAGCUUUUUGUAAUAUGCUUAAAGAUAAUUCAGUUUUGCAGAGACUUGACUUACGGAGCUGCUCUGAUUGGUUAACAGACAAGGAGCUGCUUCCUAUAAUUGGUCAGAAUCACCAUCUCCUUCACAUAAAUUUAAAUAGCUGUGUGCAGCUGAGCCGCCAGUCACUAGUUGCAAUCUCCCUAAGUUGCCCUCACUUACAGAACAUCUGCCUCGGUCACUGUGAGUGGGUGGAUUGUCUUUCCCUCCGUAGCCUUGCCGAUCACUGUAAAAACUUGGAGGCCGUGGAUCUGACUGCAUGUCGGCAAGUCAAGGAUGAUGCCGUGUGCUACAUGGUGUCAAAAAGCAAAAGACUAAAAUCACUUUCACUGGCUGUUAAUGCAAACAUCGGUGACGUUGCCGUAGAAGAAACGGCUAAAAGCUGUCGAGAUUUAGAGCAUCUCGAUUUAACAGGAUGUCUGCGUGUGAAGAACGAAUCAAUAAGGUACUAGUUAUUUAAUGUUAGUAACUGUAUGUAAAAUGGAAAAUUUGCACUCGAAAAUGGGGUCAGUAAUGGAAUUCUAAUUAUGUUUUAUUACUGAAAAUAAAAUGACAAAGAAUAAAACGUAUUUAUAGAUUUUGUAAUGCAUACUUCUAAACUUCGGAAGGGCCUCGUUUACCCCACCCCUGCUUCCUGGAGAAAGCCAUCUUCAAAUCACUCUAGCUGCACUAAUCUGACUGAUAACCAUGUUUAAUUUGAAUAGUUGAAACUUUCUCAGAGCCAGUUUUUGACAUGUUUGGCAAUUGUCUGGAUUUGUGAAUGCAUGAUAGCUCUCAAUUGCCUGUAUGGUUUGACGAUAAUACUUUUGAAGAACGAGUACAUAAAGAAACCCUGUGUAUGUAUACUGGGCACUACCAAUCAGUUAGACUAUUUGUGGAAAGGUGAUGUAUGGCCGAAGAGGCGGUGGAUAUGCUACAGAAAGCUGCUAGACAAAUAGAGUAAGAAUAUGAAAAACAGAAAAUGCACUUAUGUUGUGUUAAUUCCUGGAGUGUCUCUUUAACAAUGGUGGCCUCAUUUACAGGAAAUAGGUAUUUACAUUGCACACAGUCUAUAAUAGAUAGAUUUUACUUUAAAAUAGAUUGUUUAUGGUAUGUAACAUGAAGGUAAAUAUUGAUAUUUUAGUUGCUUAAUAUGCAUUUGCUGAGGAAAAGAGAGAGUAAUUUAUACAUGAUACAAUUCCAAAGUCCUUUUCCACUAAAACUGAUUAGAAAGGAGGUCAAAGAGGAGGAAAAAAUAUAAUAAUUUACUAAUCAAAAUGUACAAUUGUACAGAGCUCCAUACAAAUCUAACAAAGAUUUUUCUCAAAUGGUGAUUUUUAAAUGGUUAGUCGCACCAAAAAACUCUAUUCACUAAUUUAACAUUAGCCAUCAUGGGAGUACUUUCCACCUAUGAUGCUCCUAGAGGUGGACUUACACCUCUGGCAACAAAACGAAGUAUCACUGUAUGUGCAGCAUGAAACCUAACUAUACUAGAAAACUGUUCACUGAUAAAAGAAAAAGGGAUAUUUAAGGCAGACCCAACAUUUGUUUAGGUGGGGCAAGAGGGGCAGUAGUUCUACACUGUGAGCGUAUUCUUAAAUGUGAGUUGAUGAGUUUCCUGCACUGUCCAUGUCUGCCCUCUGAUGGCUCUUCUUUAAGUCCUCCACUCUCCUUCCCCAAUCAUUACUCCCCUGUGUUCCUGUAAAACUAAUCAGCUCAUAUAUUCCUGCAGUUGACUCCCUCUCCAAACCCAUCAGUCACUAUGAAUAACCCUGCUACCUCGAGUAAUCUGCCCCUCAUUUAUACCUUUUUUUUUUUUUUUUUAUCCUGGCAAACUUACCAAUUACCAUGCUGCUUAUCUGCAAGUCUAGUCUACUCUACAUACUCAAUAGUACUGAUGUUUAGACGUGUUUGUUAAUUUGUCUCUAACAAACAAACCAAAAAAUGAGGCUGUCACACUCCAGAGUUCAUUUAAUUGUGCAUGUUGCUGCCUGCAAUUUUGUUCUGUGCCAUCUGCAAAUCAUAUCCCUUUGUCCAGAUAUUCUGUAGUAACCUGUCGUUUUGUUUUGCCUCUGCAGAACUCUUGCCGAAUACUGCAGCAAACUGAAAUCCCUAAAAGUAAAGCACUGCCACAACGUGACCGAGUCCAGCUUAGGAAUCCUGAGGAAAAGAGAAGUAGAUUUAGACGUGGAACCCCCUUUACAACGUGCGUUGGUUCUGCUGCAGGACGUUGUUGGAUUUGCACCAUUUAUUAAUCUGCAAAUCUAGCAAGCUGCAAGACAGCGAGCAAACAUCCCUUCGACUCUCUUUUUCUUUCUGCUCUUAUGUUUUGCUUCAUAAACGCUGGCAAUAAGAAAGCCAUCAUGCCCUGAAACAUUGCCAGGAUGGCACACUGACUGUAGCUGGACUUUACAGUUAGCAGUAAACUUUUAAAGAUGCGAUGAGGACGAAGAACAUUACUUUGUGCUAGAGGCAGUGCAGAUUUACUGUUCUAAUUCAACAGGAGGUUGGAUCGUGAUUAUUAGCACACAGCACAUUGUGGUAUUUUGAUUUGUAGACAUUUUACAGGAGAAACAUUCGAUCAUCAGGCUAGACCUGUAGGCUAUGCUUAUUUAUUAAUGUAGAAGAGUCUUCUGCAUGCCCCAUCAAACAGUAGAGAUGUUCACAAACAGACACACAGCUUGGUUAUUGUACAUACUAGAAUUACAGAACAGCUUUGGUUAUGACCAAUCUCUUGUAAAUGUGUCUAAAAUUUAUUAUGAUUUUCAAUUGCUUUGCUGAAAGUGUUCUGUGGUUAGACAUCUCAAUAAACGAAGUCGAUGUAGUGUU
Messenger RNA from Pelobates cultripes (western spadefoot toad), 14613 nucleotides. The record is from the annotation of a GenBank genome assembly. Lineage: Eukaryota; Metazoa; Chordata; Amphibia; Anura; Pelobatidae.